Molecule: messenger RNA, 2556 nt
Organism: Linnemannia hyalina
Lineage: Eukaryota; Fungi; Mortierellomycota; Mortierellomycetes; Mortierellales; Mortierellaceae
Source: the annotation of a GenBank genome assembly
AUGCUACACUCCUGGGAAGUAGAAGAGCUCAGUCAGCUCAAGGACACCAUCGACCAAAUUGCUCGAAACAACGCGUCAGCGAUCAAGUACGACCACAAGCGACUAGUCUUUACUGUUGCUGGCUCUGAUCGCGAGCGACAGAAGCAAGCUUUGGAUGCCUUGCGCGAGCUGGUGCAGAAGAUGACUCCUGCUAAGACCACAUGGCCCAAAAAGUUCAGAGAUGGCCAGACACACCCUUCCGGCUCGACUACAGGGAGCGCAACCAGCAGCGUGCCGGGAAGCAUCACAGGAUCGUUGAUCGACGUCCAGGAUGUUACGACAUCGUUCAGCCUCAUCGAUAUGAGCCCGGCACCACCAGAGGCUACCAAAUACACGGUUGAGUUUCAUGUCGACGACGAGGUUCGGGACCCAUACGAGAUGUACUACGCGGACAAGCGGCAGAAGAUCGACCUUCCAACCAUAUUAGCGAACGGGAACGGUUGUGAGGCUCAACUCUCGCCGGACGGGCGGACGGUCAGCAUCUCAGGAGACAGCUUAUCCAAGAUCACCACAGUUCAACUACAGCUCCAAAAGAUGCAGACCUAUCACCUUCGCAAGCCAUUUCAAGUCGACCGCGCUGCACUUGUCUACGGAAGCAAUCGGGAUGAGUUCCGCCUAAUCUUUGUUCGAAUCGUGGAGCAUCAAUACUACAGCAACCACAUCAAGUUCUUUCCGUCAUUGCGGCAAAACACACCCAGGCCCACCGACUUUUGCGUGAUCGAAAAGGCCACCUACGACGACAGUCAGGAGGACUGGAUCAUCCGGAGCGACGCCAGGAUCAACCCUCGUCUCGCUGCAUCACCACAACGCCGACCUAGCGUUGCACUCUCCCCCGUCCGACAACCCGCGAGGUCAAACUGGGGACCACUACCGCAAGCAUCUGAUCGCUCGGGAAGAUACGAGGCGUCGACAGGACCUGAGUGGUUUGAUCAAAAGAACCCAACUUUUGGCUUCAACAACAACCCCACCCCGACUGCCGAUUCCAGACAACAUCCAGCUCCUUCGCAGCACACUUCGAACUCGAACGUCAACCGAUCCUCCAGAACCGCCCCUAAUGUCGUGCCGAGCUGGUCAACCGUUGGUGGAAGAUCAUCGCCUGCUCAGUCAAACAGUGUGCCGCAAGGACAUAUCCGACGCGUGCCCCAGCCAGAGUGGGGAGCUCCAACAUUCGACACAACAGUGAAGGGCGACUUUCCAUCCUUGUCUACAGGAUCCCGAGCCCCACCAAGGCGACCUGGCAUGCCGUCCUUACCCUCGCCUCGAUCGGUUACCGCUUCUAACAUCGAUUACUCCAGACCACCUACGCUCCCUUCUCAGGCGCCCCAACCUAGCGCUUCAAGGGAUAUUGUGUUUGGAGAUCGGGAUUGGGAUUAUCUGGAGGACAGGGCAUCUCUGAGCUCUGGAGGACAGCGAUCGAGAGAUAUGGAGAACAACGGCUUGGAUGUACCUAGAUUGCGGGACCCUAACAUCGAGGUUACUGACGCCCAAAGGACUCUUCGACGCCUCCCCAAUCAGCAAGCGACUCCCGGUGGAUCGCCGUCACAAAUUUCCGGAUCUAGUCGAUUUAUCGACACCAUGCGAGUGUACAACAUGCGACGGCUUGCAGAGACCAUCCGAAGUGGAUUAACAGAGUUGCAGGGUCGGCGGAAGGAGAUUCGGUUAUUUGGACGAUUGGGAAACGUGGUGUACCCUGCUCGUCGGGAAAUAACGGAUCGAUCAUGGGAGUUUACCGAUAUUGACAACGUCCUCGAAAAGAAGCUCAAAGUUCUCCCCUGGUUCUCUCCUAUCACAACGACUGUCACAUCGCAUGUGAACAGCUUGUACGGUUUCUUGGGCAAGUUCAAGACAGAGUCGGCAUGCUAUGAGAUUGAUUGCGAUACCAGAACGAAUCCAACGUCGAGAUACACCCGGACUUUGGUGACGGUGCCAUCGACUGUGGCCCAUCUCGAGCGAGUCGUUACGCCCUGGGAGACCUUUGGGGAGGCAAUGUGGAACGCGGUGGACAAACAUGCAGAUUUUGAGAUUCUGCUGCAGGCCCGCGAGGGUGUGAUUCACGACACCAACUCCGCGCUCGGGCGCACCGAUGUCAAGCCCUUUAGCACGUUUCGCAAGAAGUUGUCCUUGGGAACACACAACUCGCACAUCACCUGCCGCGAUGUCAAGGACUAUCUUGAGGUUCGCGCGAUCAACUUCCGUGAGACGCGCACGUACGAAAAGCCAGGACAGUUCACGGUGGAGAUUCACAAAAUUGAAGAGCUGGAGUUGGUGAGGAUCGAGGGGAUCGAAUCUGUGACCGGACGAACCGGAGGCAACGGCAAACUCUGGUACGAGUUUGAGGUUACGAACGAUGUGACCAAGAAGCGGCUGCAGGCCAACUUGAAUCUGACGCCUGGAACGGUUGCUGACUGGGAAGUGGAUGACAUUGUUGGCGAAGGAGCCAGCACUGAGGAGCUGGCCAACUUGGUCAAGCGAUUGAUGAUGCUGGUCGACGAGUGCCAAAAGACACUUCACGAGUAA